UGUACUGAAUGAACAGGAAGCGCCAAAGCAGCUGCGUCCUCUCGAAAGAUCUGUUGUUGCAGUGCUGUUUCACAAGUUUUCUGCGGGUCCUCUGUUGCUUUACUUUGUUUUUCAUCAACCAGCAUCUAAAUUAAACAGCUUUAAGUCAAAUUUGUUCCCGCUGAGCUGCUCAGCCAUGUCUUCUCCGGUGGAAAUGACGGAGUUGUAUGAUAACGCGCUGUUAGGUAUCCUGCAGCAUGUUGGAAACAUUCAGAAUUUUCUGCAGGUUUAUUUUGGGUUCCUCUACAGAAAGACGGACUUCUACCGCCUCCUCAACGGCCCACAGGACCGCAUGGGCUUCCCACCCGGAGUAGCUGAAAACAUGGUGUUCAAGACGUUUAAGUUAUUUGAGAAGCUUGCUGAGCAGGACAGAGAGAGGGCAGCGAGGCUGGCCGAGGAGACGAAAGCUGCUCCUCCUGCAAUACAGGAGCUGGAGGUUCAGUCAGAGCAGGAGGCUGAAGCUCCUGUGGAGGAGAAGAGAAGCACAGAGGAGUCCACACCUGUCACAGCAGCUCCAUCAGCACUGAGCGCAGACAGUCCAGACAGCAGCGCCGCUGAGCCAGCAGGAGCCACGGCGGCAUCACACUCGGAUUCUGACAACACUAAGGCUGGACAGGAAAGCUUUCAGUCCAAUGCAGACAGUUACAACGGUGCCGUUAGAGACAAUUACACCUGGUCACAGGAUUACACGGAUGUGGAAGUUCGAGUGCAUGUGCCGCCUGCCGUCGUUAAAGGCCGACAGGUGUCUGUGGACCUGCAGCCGGGACGGGUACGUGUGGCCGUGAACGAGGGAGGAUCUCAGAGAGUCCUGAUGGAGGGCGAAUUCACACAUAAAAUUAACACAGAGAAUUCCCUGUGGAGUCUGGAGCCCGGCCGCUGCGUUCUGCUGUCCCUCAGUAAAACCGGGGAAGUUUGGUGGAGCGCCGUGUUGAAGGGCGAGACUGAGAUCGAUGUGAACCAGAUCAACCGGGAACGCACUAUGGCAACCGUAGAUGAAGAGGAGCAUGCCGUACUGGACCGCCUGACAUUCGAUUACCACCAAAAGCUCCAGGGGAAGCCACAGAGCCAUGAGAUGAAAGUCCAUGAGAUGCUGAAGAAGGGCUGGGAUGCUGAAGGAUCACCGUUUAAAGGACAGGAGUUUGACCCCUCCAUGUUCAACAUCCCACCCAAUGCUGUCCAGUUUUGAGGUUACAUGACAAUGUCAGAUGUAAAGUCAGCACUUACUGUAACACGCUGAAGGACAGUGAAGUGGCGCUUUCUUGCGGUGCUACAAAAUGAACAUCAUCAGUGUCUGCACUGCACAUCUCAUGCCAGUAUAACUGAUUCACUGACACUGAUCACUGUCUCGUAUUUUGUUAAUGUUUGGCAUACAAAUUGGGCCAUUGAUCAUUUAUAAGUUUUAGUGUUUUAUGAAAUCAGUUGACAGAGGUUUUCAUUGGCUGUGUGUCUGUGAUCAUUACAUUUGCCCAGAUACUGACUAUUCAGGGCUUAUUAUUUGUUAGUUUUCAUGCUAUUUCAGUGGCAUGCAAUAACAACAGUGAAAGAAAGAUUGAUUGACAUAUAUAUUAAAGGUUUGUGCUGUAUCUUUAAGCAGAUUUCUCAAGUUCACAAGGGGGAAGAAAUUCUGUCAUUUUCGGAUUGUGUCGGCUGAUAGAUGUUCAUUUAUUCCCAUUAUUUGCAUCAGAUUUUUUUUUUUUGUUGUUCAUUUGUGCCUAAUUAAAACCUUUUGCAAACAUUCAA
Messenger RNA from Ctenopharyngodon idella (grass carp), 1779 nucleotides. It is a transcript of the gene nudcd3, whose product is annotated as NudC domain containing 3. Gene Ontology annotation, cellular component: cytoplasm. Gene Ontology annotation, biological process: protein folding. NCBI's taxonomy places the organism in Eukaryota, Metazoa, Chordata, Actinopteri, Cypriniformes, Xenocyprididae. The transcript is spliced from 6 exons. The record is from RefSeq and is a predicted model, not a curated record. Bases 176 to 1225 code for a protein of 349 amino acids.